AUGGCGCUGCUGCCGGGAGGCCUGAACAAGGACUGUGGCCACCAGACAAGCAGGUUCCCACUGGGGGAGACCAAGCCCAGGGCCCUCUCAGGCCGGCCUGGGGACUUGCCAGCAGGACCCCCUGCGCCAGCCACCCGCGCACCUAGAACCCUCCUGCCCACCGAGAGGUGCCUCUUCCUCCUGGCUUUCCCGAAGCCUCUGAGCCUCUGGGGACAAGUUUCUAGACCGUUCGGGCUCGGAGACAGCAGCUCCCCCUGCCCCUCUCAGUCUUCGCGUGAAAACGACACACCCCAAAGUGACUUGUCGUCCGCGGGCUGGGGACGCGGCCAGCGGGGCCCCCUCGUGGCCGGAGCCGCAGCCGCCGCGGGACCGGCCGGUCUCCCGCCGGCGCCGGCUCCUCCCGGGCUCGGCUUCGGCCUCGGCCUCGCCGCCGCUGGGCCUGCACGUGGGCCGCCCGGGGUCUCCUCUCCGCCCCCAGAGCAGACGUGCCCCCCAGCCGCCGCCCCCGGCCGAGACGAAGGCGGACCCCGAGCCCCCCACGCCCGCUCCAAGCCCAGCCGCUCCCGCCGGCCCCGGGUCGAGUCCACGCGCGGUCACCGCGGGCCCCGCCGGCCGUGCCCCGCGCCUCCGCCCCAGGACACGCAGGGCCGCCGCCCUCUCUCCGCCCCCGCGGCGACACUCGGCCUCGCGCAGCUCACCCCGAGCCGGCCCGGCCGCCCUCGCCCAGAGCCCGAGGCUGAGCUCCCGCCCGCCCGGCCCGCUCGGCCCGUGCCCGGCCUCUGCCUGCUGCUGUGCCGCCGCCCGACAGCUCCGAGCGCACCCCCAGGCCGGCCGCACCCCGUCCCAGCUCCCAGGCCCCGCUCAGCCCCGGGGGACGCUCUCCCACCCCGCCUUGCUCACAGCUCGGCGUCCGCGGGGCAUCUUGGCCCCGGGGGCGGGGGCGGGGGGCGGCCAUCCGCUCGUCCGGAAACGGAGGGCUCUGCCGCCCCCCAUCCCCGACCGGCACUGGGAGCUGGUGACCCCUCUCUGCCCCCGUGGGUCCUGGAUGUUGGCAGAAGGAGGGCCGACCUGGGGCAGGGGGACCAUCCGCAGAACCUGGGGACCACCCACAGGCGGGGGCUCUGCCCCCAGGACGCUGUAUCCCAGAGCCCCAGCUCCACCUCUGCCCCUUCCUGCUGACCUCUGCACUCUUCAGCGCUGC
Mustela erminea (ermine) is the source of this 1201-nucleotide messenger RNA. Its product is annotated as translation initiation factor IF-2-like. The transcript has 5 exons. Bases 1 to 1179 code for a protein of 392 amino acids. Lineage: Eukaryota; Metazoa; Chordata; Mammalia; Carnivora; Mustelidae. The record is from RefSeq and is a predicted model, not a curated record.